GAAAAAAAUUCUUUCCAAAUUUUGUUUAUUCAAUCUGUAUAAUAUUUCCUAAUGUCCUUGGAUGCUUUUAAACGUAAAGUUCUUUCGAGUUUAAGUGAAGAACGUGUUGAAGUCAAUCAAAGACUUUUGAUUGAUAAGAUUUUGGCUCGAUAUUCUUCUGAGUUUGUGAUAUACCGGGAACUGAUACAAAAUUCUGAUGAUGCGAAAUCAUCAAGUAUACAAAUUAUAUUUGAAACUGUAAAUGCCACGAAUGCUUCCAACGCCACAAACGCUACAAAUACCACUAAUACUUCAAAAGAUAAAAAAAUAAAGAAUAAUGUUAUAAGAAAUAUAUUCAACCCAAUUAAAGAAAGCAUAGAUAAAAGGAUAAAGAGUAAUAAUAGUAAUAAAUUUGGAGAUAAAAUUACGCGAAUUAUAUUCAAAAAUAAUGGAUUUCCUUUUAGAGAUGAAGAUUGGAAUCGAUUAAAGAAAAUUGCUGAAGGAAAUCCAGAUGAACAAAAAAUUGGUGCUUUUGGUGUAGGAUUUUAUUCAUUAUUUUCAAUAUGUGAAGAACCAUUUGUUUCAUCUGGUGGACAAGGAAUGGCCUUCUUUUGGCAAGGAAAUCAAUUAUUCACAAAGCAAGGUCCGACCGGUGAUGAAGAUAGAGUUUGGACGACAUUUUUAAUGGACACGAGAGAACCCUUAGAGUUUCCAGAUAUCGAAAAAUUCGGCCAGUUCUUGGCAAAUUCGUUGGGAUUUACCGGAAAUCUACGAGAAUUAUCUGUGUAUUUUAAUGAUACAUUGGUAAUAGGACUAUCAAAGAAAAUGCAAGACCCAAAAGCGAUGAAUAUCGCAUCCGAAAUUAAUAAAAAUUCCCCACAAAAAAUUUUUCAACUUACUUCGGUGGACGUUAGAAAUGUCCAAAUAGAUGCUACGAGAAUACUUAUUCCAAAAAAUAUGAGUGCAAAACAUUGGCGUUCGUUACAAAUUACUGAUUUUCAAAUAGAGAAAGCAUCUGUAUCUCUUAAAAUCGCUAGUGGGAAUUUGAACGUUAAAAUUAGUAAUGAAUUUUCUGCAGAAAUGGAAAGAAUUACUAAAAAAAAACCUCCAAGUAAAACAACCAUUCAAAUGAUUUUUACUGGAUUUGAAGAACACGAAAAUUAUAAUAAAAAUGUUUCUCGAGUCUUUAAAGAUUUACUUCCAUAUCCAGAAUUAGGAAGGGUAUAUAUCGGCUUUUCAACUCAUCAAACCACCGGAUGUUGUUCUCAUUUGGCAGCUCGUGUAAUUCCUACCGUGGAACGAGAGUCAAUUGAUUUGGCAGAAAAAACUUUGGUAAUAUACAACGGUGAAAUGCUAAGUUUAGCAGGAACAUUGUGCAGGAUUUUAUAUGAACAUGAAAUGGCACAAAUAGCGCGAGUUUAUAAUAAAAUGAUUAGUGAUACUAAGACUAAUACUAAUACUAAUACUAAGGCUAAUACUAAGACUAAUACUAAGACUAAUACUAAGACUAAUACUAAGGCUGAUACUAAGGCUGAUACUGAGGCUGAUACUAAGACUGAUGAAGAAGGCUUUCAUGAAUCGAUUGAUAGACGAGCAACGCAUGCUUUGACACAUUUUAUGUUCAGGAGAAGCACACCAAAUGAGAAAGUUGGUAAAAUAUCGGAAUCCCAAUUUUUUGAAUGUUCAAAAAAACCGGUGUCAAUUUUAUCAACGAAUGGCGUCCUUCCAAUAUCUAAUGUUCGCAUUCCUAAUCCUGAAAUGAAGGGUUUCUUAAAAACUGUUCCAGUUGUUUCAACAAUUACGUUUGAAAAAUGUAAUUUAUUUUUUAUGAAAGCAAAAGAUUCGUUUAAACUUAUAGAAGAGUUAUCACUUAAAGAUGUUUUAUUUGAAUUAAAAAGUAGGACACUUUCUGAAGUCGAAUUAGUCGAACUUUUAAAAUGGUGGAUCUCCCGUAGGUCGAAGGGUAAUAAAAUUGAUCCAUCAGAACAUAAACAGUUUAUGCAACUUACACAUAUUGGUAGUAAAUCCCGUUCUUUGGAUACAAUUUGUUACUUUUUGAAUCCAGGCAUAGUUCCACCAAAUAUGGACGUUCCAGUUGAAGUAUUACCACAUACUAUUUCCAAAAAUUUUAAAAAUCAGGAUCUUGAAAAAUGGCUUAAUUGGUCGGAAUUACCUUUGGUAAAUUGGGCAAGAUUUAUAGUAAAUAAAUCUGAUUUGGAAGUUGAUCUUGCAUUUGCUGAGAAAGUUCACUGUAUUUUAGCAAAAGGUUUAAAUAACACUUCGCAAAAUGAUAAGGAAACAAUUCGUAAACUAUUUGCACAAAAGAAAUGCAUUCCAACUAAGUUUGGAAUGAAGGUUCCCAAUGAAGCUUAUUUUCAAAAUGUUAAUCUUUUUCCCGACUUGCCAACGAUUCAAUUUCAAAAACCUUCAAAUGUUCAGAAUAUAAUGGAACUCCUUGGCGUCCGAAAGGUUGUUGAAUUACAACUCAUUUUUGAUCGUCUUGUCAAUCAAGGAAAUUGGGAUCACGUGCAACUUAUAAAAUAUCUAGCCUCAAGAAUGAAUGAUCUCAAAGAAAAUGACAUAAAUAUAUUAAAGAACAAACCCAUCUGGCCUAAAGAAAAUUUGGAAUAUUCACAUCCUGAUAAGUACGAGCAAAAAAAAAUGAAAGCACAUAACAAGAAUGAAUCCAAAGAAAUGAAAACGCUUGACAAGAAAGGAUCCAAAAAAAUAAAUACGGCACCAGCAAUUCAACGUUACAAUGCCAGAAAUUUAUAUAUACCUUUACCAUUGCAUCGAGAGUUUGGUUUACCUAUAAUUGAUUGGAAAGGAAAAUGGAUUCGCAACACUCCAGAAGGGAAACUUUUAAUUGAGUUUGGCCUACAAGAAUAUCCUGCACUUCAAAAAAUUUUAGAGCUGGUAGCACCACCAACCGAUCCCAUAAUUCGUAGCAAGGCUCUUAAAUAUUUUAUUGAUAAUUUUAAAGAAAAAUAUUCUGCAAAUUAUAAAUCAACUGAAAUCAAUGUUGCAUUUUUGCCUUGUUCAAAUGAAGGUAUUUACGCAAAGCCUUCAGAAUGCUUCACUAACCUUGAAUGCAUGAAAAUGAAUUUCAAUGUCAUACGUCAAGAUUUAUUGUUUUAUGCAGAACAAUUCGGUGUUUGUCAAAAUCCUAGUAACGAAGAACUUAUAAAAAGAUUAGUUGAUUAUCCACCACAAAAUGAUAAAAAGGCAAAGGAAAUUUUCGAAUAUUUAUCAACACAACAGGGACGUUUUAACCAUUCUGAUUUGAAGAUCCUUGCUGAUCUCAAAUUUAUUCCAGUUAGAGACCGCUUUCAACCUCAUGCAAUAAUCCAUACUAAUCCGAGCGGUUGUUUCUUUAAAACACAUAAAAAAAGCUUGUAUGAAUUUCUCACUUAUAUUGAUUUUGGAGAGAAAGCAAAUAGAUUUUUGUUUAGUUGUGGUGUUAAAAAUGAACCAUCUUCAAUAGAAUUUGCAGAAUUGUUAGUGAAAUCAUCAUAUGAACUAUGGAAAUCAACCGACUAUAGUGUAGAAACUUAUGUAAACAUAUUAAGAAGAAUUGCCAUUGAUUUCGAUACUAUAGCUAGCAAAAAAGCAAGUUUAAUUGCUGAGAUGAAAAGGGAACCUAUUUUAUUGGCCAAAGUGGUAGAGUUCAAUGGUAGAAGAAAGACGAAUCAUCAUGAGCUGAAAUCGGCGGGAGAAAUUUUUAUAAAUGAUUGUGAAACAUAUCAAAAAAUUUUCAACCCAUCGGUAGCUCCAGAAGAUACUUUACUAGAAAAUAUGUAUGAGAAACUUGGUUCUAGAUCGUUACGUGAAUCCGUAUUAGAAACUACAAUUCCCAGAGGCGUAAUGAAAAUAACAUACAAUAAUUCUCAAGAAAUACAAAAUACAAUCAGGGAAAGAGCAAAUUUAUUCUUUUAUGACUAUCCUAGUAAUAAGAUUGCUAAAGACGUAGAGUGGCUCAAAAAAUUAGAAGUUAGAGAAAUUGAUCGAAUAGAAACAACGUAUAAGUUAGAAAAUAUUACUAGAACUAUAAAAGAAUCUACUACUGCUUGCAUUCUUCAAAAUGCGCAGAUGAAUUUGUAUACAUGGAUUCUUUAUGUAACACCUGAUCCGGAUAAGCUUGAUAUUUCAGAAGCGAUAUGUAAAAAAAUUUACAUGUCACACAAAUGGAUGGAAAUAUCUUAUUCUAACAUGAUUUUAACUAUAUCUUUAUCAAGUUUGGAACGUAGAGGAUACCCAGUUGAUCGUGCCUUACAAUCUAAAUCAGAAAAUGUUGCUAAGAAAUGUGAUCAACAAUUAGAAUCUGUAAAGGUUCCAAUUAUUAUAACUCCUGAAACAACUCAAAAUUUACGAAAUUCUCUACAAAUUGCUGUAAAAGCAUGUCAUUCUAAUUUUGGAAAUGUUGUAAAUAGUCAAGCUAGUAUGGCAAUUCUUAAAGAGAGUCAAUCUGGAUAUUGUGAUGUAAUACCUGGUCACUUAUUAUUCUGUGUUGGAACUAGACAAGGAAUUGAGCUUUAUGAUCCUAAAGGGUUUAAUCAAUCGGAAAUUCUAUCUCAAUCGAAUUUUGAUCCGUUAAAUCGUUUUAUAAAUAUAUUAAAAGAUCUUGCGAGUGCAUUUGAAAUCACGCCACAAGCUCUUCAUGUAUUUUAUGACAAUCAAUCAAAUUCGAUUGCAUUUAAUCGGGAUAAAUCAUUAUUUUUCAAUUUAAAAUUUUACAUUGGAUUACAUGAUAACGAAUGUAAAACCAAACCUACAAUUAAUGCAAUGAUUUAUUGGUUCAUGACAUUUUGUCAUGAAUUAGCGCAUAAUUUUAUUCAAAAUCAUAGUUCUCAACAUGAAGUAAAUAGUUAG
This is a messenger RNA of Rhizophagus irregularis DAOM 181602=DAOM 197198, 4848 nucleotides long. Lineage: Eukaryota; Fungi; Glomeromycota; Glomeromycetes; Glomerales; Glomeraceae. The record is from RefSeq and is a predicted model, not a curated record.